ACACCGCGAUGAGCGCUUUGUUUUGGUUUAGUGUGCGCAUGGAUGCAGCGUAGAAAUGGAGUGUCUUAAUGUAUCUCUCGGUCCUUAUUUCGGUGGGUCACUUGGCACAUUCUCUACAACCUGGCGUUGCGGGGAGGCUGUUCAAGAAAGUUCCUGACGUAGUACCUGGCGGGCGCUGGUCGCUUGCCAAGAAGACGACACUCCUUUCGACGUCGACGGGUUUUUACAUUUGUGCUUCCUUCCUCGCGCUGUGCCUUCCUCUCGCGUUGGUUCGCUCAAUAGCCGUCGUUUAGGCUUUCUUUUGUCAUGGGCCAGCAACACAGCGUUUUCACGGAGGAAGAGCUCGACGAUUAUCAGGAUCUGACUUUUUUCACCAAGAGCGAGAUAAUCGUAGCGUACGAGAGGUUCAAGCAGCUGGCGCCAGAGGUGGUGUCCAAGGACCGAAAUGCCAAACUGCCGAUGGACAAAAUCCUCAACAUGCCAGAGCUGGGAGUGAACCCCUUCCGAGACCGGAUAUGCAAGGUCUUCUCAUCAAGCAACGAUGGCCACAUGACCUUCGAGGACUUCCUGGACAUGAUGUCGGUCUUCAGCGACAAGGCGCCGCGGAGCGUGAAGACAGAAUAUGCUUUCCAGAUAUUCGACUUCAAUGAGGAUGACAUGAUAUCUACUGAGGACCUGAAGCAAGUCAUCGGCCGACUGACGCAGAGAGGCGGACAGGUGUUCGCAGACUACGAAGUCAAACAGCUGGUCGAAAAUAUUCUCAAGGAAUCCGAUCUGGAUGAAGACAGGCUCCUAGCAUUUGCAGAGUUUGAACACGCCAUCUCAAAAGCACCUGACUUCAUGAACUCAUUCAGGAUCAACCUGUGAAUGGAGUUGCGGCCGUCGUGAGGAGGAGCAACUUGCAGAGCUUACGACGGAGUAUUUCAUCAAACUGCCAAAGAAUUUCUUUUGGGGACAUCGUAUUUUCUUGUGGCAUUUAACUUCCAUCGGUACUCCUAAAAUGUUCCUCAUUUGGGCAUUUUCAGCUUUCUCAAUUGUGGAGGCCGUGUUGCUCAUUUUUAGAGCAGAUUCAUUUACACUUGCACAGCAUGGGCAGUUUGAUGGUGUGUAAAAAGCACUUGUUCGACCUGGAAGUUGUCAAACUUUGCCUUUCACAAUUUUAUCUUAUCUUGAGUGCACGUGGAAGCAGUAGUAGCAGACCUUACAAACUGUUGCAGAUUUUCCAGCGACCGAUUGUUGAGAUAAGUGCUUCUUCAACUGUUGGUGACAUCAAGCUUGUUGAAGUCAAUGUUUGUAGAGUUAUCUGAAGUGUGCGAUUGUGUCACAUGUCAGCAUAGCAUGCAGGCUGUCUUAGCAAAAAUGUAGUGUUGUCUCCCAUGUUCGAGCCGGUCUCUGAAUAGAGCGCAAACUCAGACUAUGAUUAACUAAUCUUGUGACGCUGCUAUGAGGGCUUGUUUAGACUUGUCUGUGUUUAAGCAUGUUUUGUGUCUUGUUUUGAACAUUUUCCAACCCUACCACAUUACUUCCAUGGAACCACUCGGAGAAGAAGCGACCUUCUUUGGAGGCUUUCAUAAAAGAUGAUGUGGUGGAAUUCAUCUGCUGUUAAAUUUCCGAUGUAAGGAACUCAAAACGUUGCUUUUAUCAUGGUACUUUAGAUCUGCGAUGGCAGCCAAAAAUUGAAGCUGGCUGAAAACAGUCUCAUCCUCCAGACAGGGUAAAUUCCGUGUCAGUGUGAGGAGUCAUUACAAAUUUUAAUGCCAUGCCUACCAUAAAGUACUAGCGCACAGCUGUGAUUAAAUAUGUGCCUGCGUGCGGCUGAAUGUUUGAAUCUUCGGCCACAACCAUUGCUCACAAGUUAGCUGUAUUUACGACUGCCUUUUUAAUGCUAGCUUUGGUGUUCCCGGCUAAGAGCUUCUUUUGUUUUCGUCACGCCUUAAGGUGACAUUUUGUAGAAAGGAUAGAAGCAAAAACGACAUUAGUUGUCGCCUCAAUUAGUGGUCUGUCAAGUUAUAUCUAAUUGUGGCCAUCAUAGCUGCGUCUAUGACUGCUCGCGCAUUUCUUUACUAUAUUGUUUGUUAUGUAGUACAAAUCACAUUUAGCAGCAGACUUUCUGUGGAGUGGUUGUGAUGAUAACACAUGUUGUUCAUAUGCACUUUUAAAGUUUGUAUAAAAAAUUUGUUUUGUUGACAGCUGGGUAUCUGCGUAAUGAUAGUUACUCAAUCGUUAAUCAUAUAGUGUUUCCAGUGCUCUGCUUUGCUGUUUAUUGACUAUUUGUUUUAUGAUGACUGUAUAGUUUGGCACAGUGUUCUUUUAAAAAGUGCCUUCAUACUUAAACUGUGCUGCAGAGUAUCGCAAGAUAUUUCAGUUUAUGAGUGCAAUCUCAAGCCCAUGUAUUUGUGAUAAUGCAUUCUUGUACCAUGAAAAGUAUAUAUUUAAAAGUGUACAACUCAUAUGUUUCAAGCAUAUUAAUAGCUAGAGUUCCAAGUGGAGUUUCACAUUUGAUUUCAAUGCGAGUAGCAUCAGUGUGUCUCGAGACUCAUUUGUGUAUGUGAGGUAAUGAAAACAAAAUUGCCUGUAGCUUUGUGGUAACAAAAAUUUUGCAUAUAAUGAAAUACAUAUAAAAAAUCUUCAUUUUCAUUAGUACAGUGUUCAAAGUGGUAGUUUUUCAUUUGUGAAAAAUUUAACAGCAUUGAGAAAUGUUCGGCUUAAAGUGAUCACAGCUUCGUCUUUUACCAUAAGUUGCAAGUUCUGGUUGAAGCUUGCCAAAACAAUUCAAAUAACCAGCUAUUAUAUUCAGAUGUCUUUUCGAACUGUUGUAAAGAGUGAAAUGCAAAUAUUAACUUUGUAUCUGAAAGGUAUGCAAGGUGUAUGUACUCUCCUAUACAGGAGUACAUAUUUUUGGGCAGUUGGUCUGACACUGAUAAUGGGACUGCAGCAAUUAAAGCGACUUAUACAUAGAUAGGAAAGGAUGGUGCGUUAGUUGAAAGUUAGUGCACCAUCAACUUGGCUUUAAAUACAGUUGAAAGUCGCUCAUGCACUAUGAUUCCAGAUGUAUGUACAGCCACAUCACUGUGAAAGUUUUUUGCAAUACAUCCGAGAUUGACAUUUUUUCAGAUGUUGAGACUGUUUCAAGCACUGUUCGGGUAUUAUGUUAUGCUUAUUUAUUACCAAUAGUUAUGGCAUCAUCUUCCUUCGCUGACUGUCACUGAAUGGAACACACUGUGGACUUUUGUGUCAUAUCGCUUCAGUAUUCUCAGAGUGCUUUCCUAGCCAAAGUGUUUACAUGAAUAUGCAAAUUCUUGAGCAUUGUUUUGGUGUUUUGUGCAUAACAAAAGCACUGUCAUCAUCUCGUGAUUGAAAUCUAAUCUACUGGACCAGAAAAAGAAAUCGGAAUGUAAAAUGUCAAGCAAGACAAGAAGCUCACAAAGGAGUCGUGCAUUUCAAUUUUACAAUACGCCUUUUAUCGUGUAUAAUAGACAGGUUAAUAACAACAUGUGCAUCGGGGGAAAAAAUCCGAUGCAUAAAGGUAAUACACACAUUCUCAAAGCGACACAUGGUAACUGCCAUAUAUGUAUGUAUGCCCAACAAUAAAGGUACAAUUUUCUUUUCUAA
This is a messenger RNA of Dermacentor silvarum, 3612 nucleotides long. RefSeq names its product calcium and integrin-binding protein 1. The record is from RefSeq and is a predicted model, not a curated record. The transcript is spliced from 6 exons. Lineage: Eukaryota; Metazoa; Arthropoda; Arachnida; Ixodida; Ixodidae. Gene Ontology annotation, molecular function: calcium ion binding. The coding region runs from base 307 to 867 and encodes 186 amino acids.